CAAAGACAGACCUUGUACGCACUCUAUUCUUCCAUCUUUAAAGGCAAACGUUAUCGCACACACUGCAGCAGUGGGGACCCUGGCUGUCCCCACACCCCUCUUUAGGUCACAGACCCUGCCUUGAUCACACCCCAUGGAGGCCUGACAGCCCUCCCUGCAGCCACCCCCAGCCUCAGGAGAGGAGGCUCAGCGCCCUGGUGCUCACUGCUGCACACAGAUGACGUACAUUAAGGCUGGUCCCUGUCUCACCUCCUGGAAGGAGAACCUCUGGUCAGGUGACACUCUAUAAAGGUUUUCACGCCUGUUGUAACACGUAACUCCUUUUCCAGGAAAUAAUUGUAAAAUAUUUUAAAAAUACAGAAUUACAAAAACAUAGCUAUACAUGUGCAAAAUAUUGAAAGAGAGUCAGUUGCAAGCUCUGAGCAGAUUUCCUUUUAAUUUCACCUUUAUUGAUACGUAGGUUUUUGGUGCAGAGUGUGGGAGGCCUUCCCAGGAAGGCAGGAUCUGAAGAGAUGGUGGAGGAACUCACUGGGUGGCCUAAGGAGGAUUGGCUUCUAAGAAAGACUCAUGUUCCCUGAGGCCAAAGUCCGGAAAAAGAGGAGGAGGACGGCAGAGAAGGAGCCGGGAAUGGCUGUUCCUCAGGGACAGGUGACCUUCAGGGAUGUGGCCAUAAAAUUCUCCCAGGAGGAGUGGGAAUGCCUGAACCCUGCUCAGCGGGCCUUGUACCAGGACGUGAUGCAGGAGAACUACAGGAACCUGGUGUCCCUGGAUAUUUCUUCUACCCAUGUGAUCAAGAAUUCACAACCAAAGGAGGAUGGCAAUACAAGAAUAUCCCAGACAGCGAGGCUGGGGAGACAUGUAGGCCAUGAAGUCAAAGAUUUGCACUUUACGGAAAUCCAAGAAAAUCCUCACGACAUUGAGUGUCACUGGGAAGAUGAAGAAAGAAAUCACAAAGGCAUGCCUAUAAUACAUAAAAAUCAUCUCCCUGUUAGAAGAGAUCAACGUAGUAGAUGGGAUGAAGGAAAGACGCCUAUUGACAAUCCGCUUGCACUCAGCUGUCGCAAUGAACUGUCUGUAUUUCAAACUGAAGGGAAAAUUCAUGGCUGUAAUAAAGUGAAGAAGUCUCUCAGCAGUAUUCCCUCAUUUUCUCCACUACAAAGAAUCCCUCCUAGUGUCCAAAGCAACAAUACUGAAAAAUAUGGCAGUGAUGUUGUGCAUCCUUCAAAAGAGACACAGGAGCAGUCAGCCCACGAGGGAGCAACUUACCAAUGUCUCGACUGCGGCAGGACCUUUACCGAAGACGCACACCUGACUGGACAUCAGGUGAUCCAUCCUGGAGAGAAACCAUGUAAGUGUGGGUGUGGCAACGUCUUCAGUCAGAAUUCAAAUCUUGCAAGUAAUAAGAGAAUUCAUACUGGUGAGAAACAUUACAGAUGUAAUGAGUGUACCAAGAGCUUCCUUCAAAAUUCAUACCUUGUAAAUCAUAGAAGCCCUACUGGAGAGAAACAUUACAAAUGCAAUGAGUGGAACAAAGUCUUUAGUGUGCCUUCAAACCUAAUGGACCAUCAGGUGAGCCAUGCUGGAGAGAAAGCUUCCAGAUGUAAUGGAUGCAAGGAAGCUUUUUCCCAAAGUUCCAAACUUGUAAAACAUCAGAGAACUCAUAGUGGGGAGAAACCACUCAGAAGUAAUGAAUGUAGUAAAGGUUUUAUCCAAAGCUCAAGCCUUUCAAGCCUGGUUGACCAUCAGACAAAUCAUACUGGAGAAGAAACAAACAAAUGUAAUGAGUAUGGCAAAUCUUUUAUUGUGCAUUCAGGUCUAACAAAACAUCAGGUAAUUCCUACUGGAAAUAAUCCAUACCAACAGAAUGAAUGUGCUAACAGUUUUUUCAGGCAUUCACACCUUAGGAUUCCUGAGAGAAUUCAUGGAAAGAAACCUUUCAAAUGUAGUGAGUGUGGCAAAGCCUUCACUCAAGCCUCACACCUCACUGCACAUCAGAUAACCCAUACUGAAGAGAAACCAUAUAAAUGUGACAUAUGUGGGAAAGCCUUCCGUAAAAAUUCAUACCUUAGAAAUCAUCGGAGAACUCAUAGUGGGGAGAAACCAUACAAAUGUAAGGAGUGUGGCAGAGCCUUCAGUUGGAGAUCGAUCCUAACGAAGCAUCAGGUGAUCCAUACUGGAGUGGGACCUUACAGAUGUAUCGAGUGUGGCAAAGUCUUCAGUCACUGCUCAAAACUUAAAAUUCACAGUAGAAUCCAUACUGGAGAGAAACCUUUCAAAUGUAAUGAGUGUGGCAAAGCUUUUACACAAGGCUCGCACCUUACCAAUCAUCAGGUAACCCAUAGUGCAGAGAGACGUUUCAAAUGUGAUGAAUGUGGCAGAGCAUUUAAAUUGAGAUCAGCCCUCACUAAGCAUCAGAAAAUCCAUAAUGAAGAGAGAGCUUACAAAUGCCUCCAGUGUGGAAACGUUUUCAGUCGAAAGUCAAAACUUACAAGUCACAUGAGAAUACAUACUGGAGAGAAAUCAUUCAAAUGUAAUGUUUGUGGCAAAGCCUUUGAUAUGAGAUCAGCCCUAACUAAACAUCAGCUAAUCCAUACUGGAGAGAGACCUUACAAAUGUAUCGAGUGUGGCAAAGGCUUCAAUCACACCUCACAACUCAAAAUUCACAGUAGAAUCCAUACUGGAGAGAAACCUUUCAAAUGUAAUGUUUGUGGGAAAGACUUUGGUGUGAGAUCAACCCUAACUAAGCAUCAUCUGAUCCAUACUGGAGUGAGACCUUACAAAUGUAUGGAAUGUGGCAAAGGCUUCAGUCAAAGCUCACAACUUAAAACUCACAGUAGAAUUCAUACCGGAGAGAAACCUUUCAAAUGUAAUGAGUGCGGCAAAGCCUUUACUCAAGGCUCACACCUUACCAAUCAUCAGAUGUCCCAUGCUAGAGAGAGACAUUUCAGAUGUAAUGAGUGUGGCGUAGCCUUUCGCGUUAGAUCAAUGCUAAUUAGCCAUCAGGUAAUCCAUAGUGGAGAGACGCCAUACAAAUGUAAUGAGUGUGGCAAAAUCUUUAGUCAUAACUCAAAACUUCAAAAUCACAGGAAAAUCCAUACUGGGGAGAAGCCUUUCAAAUGUAAUGUGUGUGGUAAAGCCUUUGCUCAAGAGUCAUACCUUACCAGUCAUCAGACAACCCAUACAGGUGAGAGACCUUACAAAUGUCAUGAGUGUGGCAGAGCCUUUAGUCUGAAAUCAACCCUAACUAAUCAUCAGGUAAUCCACACUGGAGAGAAACCUUACCAGUGUCAUGAGUGUGGCAGAGCCUUUAGUUGGAGAUCAGCCCUAAGUAUACAUCAGGUAAUCCACACUGGAGAGAGACCGUACAAAUGUAAUGAGUGUGACAAAGCCUUUAGCUGGAGAUCAACCCUAAUUAGGCAUCGGGGAAUCCACACUGGAGAGAAACCUUACAACUGUGAUGAGUGUGGCAGAGCCUUUAGGUUUAGAUCAACCCUAACUAUGCAUCAGGUAAUCCACACUGGAGAGAGACCUUACAAAUGUAAUGAGUGUGGCAGAUCCUUUAGUUGGAGAUCAACCCUAACUGUGCAUAAGGUAAUUCACACUGGAGACAAACCUUACAAAUGCCCUGAGUGUGGCAGAGCCUUUAGUAUGAGAUCAGCCCUAACGAUGCAUAAGGUAAUCCACACUGGAGAGAGACCGUACAAAUGCCGUGUGUGUGGCAAAGCCUUUAUUCAAGGCUCACACCUCGCCACACAUCAGGCAGUCCAUACUGGGGAGAGACCUUACAAAUGCAAUGAGUGUGGCAGAGUCUUCAGUCAGAAAUCACACCUUGCAUGUCACCAGAGGAUUCACACUGGAGAGAAACCUUACAAGUGCCCUGAGUGUGGCAAAGCCUUUACUCAAAGCUCAAGCCUCACUGUGCAUCGGGUACUCCAUAGUCAAAAGAAACUUACAAGUGCCACUGAACCUGGCAAGUCUCUUAGUAUUGCCUUGAAGUCAGGCUUCACCAAGUAGUUAAUACGGGAAUGUUCAGACUUACUGCUUGCUCUUCACUAGACAAAAGGUGCCAGCUGCUGAUGCCUAGAGCACGAUGCCUGCGCUCCCUCCCUGAGUGUGUGAUUUGCUUCAUUAAACUACCCUUUGCUUUUA
Molecule: messenger RNA, 4149 nt
Organism: Manis javanica (Malayan pangolin)
Lineage: Eukaryota; Metazoa; Chordata; Mammalia; Pholidota; Manidae
Source: RefSeq, a predicted model, not a curated record